Trachemys scripta elegans is the source of this 1092-nucleotide messenger RNA. RefSeq names its product family with sequence similarity 174 member A (gene FAM174A). NCBI's taxonomy places the organism in Eukaryota, Metazoa, Chordata, Testudines, Emydidae. Bases 129 to 521 code for a protein of 130 amino acids. The transcript has 3 exons. The record is from RefSeq and is a predicted model, not a curated record.
UCAGAGCCAUGAUGAGAACUUCCGCUUCCUCUGCCGCCGCUGCAGGGCCCGGCCGCGCCUAGGCCGCGGCGGCUCCCCCUGGAGGCCGAGGCCGUGGCCGUGCCCCAGCCGGGCAGGGAGGGGGCGCGAUGCGGCCGCCGCUGCGCUGGCUCCUGACCGGGCUGCUGCUGGGAGCGCUAUGCGAGGAGGCUGCCGGGGCGAACAGCGACCCGCCGGCUCGCUCGACGCCCCCGCAAGGCAGCACCCCCGGGGAGGCGACGCGGAGCAGCAGUGGCAGCAGCAGGGCCCCGCCCGAGCGGGACCAGCCCAUGACCCAGCGCGCCCUGGCUGUGCUCGUGGUGGCCAGCGGCGCCCUCAUCGUCUACUUCGUGAUCCGGACCGUGCGCCUCAGAAAAAGAAACAAAAAGACCCGAAGGUAUGGAGUUUUGGACACCAACAUAGAAAAUAUGGAGUUGACGCCAUUAGAACAAGAUGAUGAUGAUGAUACAACAUUGUUUGAUGCCAAUCAUCCUCGAAGAUAAGUAUGUGCCUUUCAUUGAGAGAAAUCAACAGAAAGAGGAGGUUAUGCAGGAGGAAUAAGAAGCCAAUAUAUCAACAGGGUUGGGGGGGUAUUUAAAUUGUGUAUAUUAUGGUAUGCUUAGUUUGUUGCAAUAAAUAUUAUAACAAAUUGUUGUACCUCUUUGUAUAUACAGAAAUACUCUACAUUCAGAGGGGUGUACACUAAAAUUCAAAACUAUUUGGAAAAGAGAUUCCCUUUUAAAACAGGGUAUUUUCUGCUUAUUUUAAUUCCCUAUUUGUGUAUAUGUAUGGUAUACUUUUCUAUACCAAUCUGGAAUAUGUUCACUUAUUUUUGCCAAUGUAAUAUUUUAAGUUCGUAUCAACAACAUCAUCUUAUGUAUGUGUGAAUUCUGUAGUACAGCUAGAUUUUCUGUAGUUUAGUUGAGAUUCUUUCCCUAUCUUGAAAAAGCUCUGUGCCAAACUACUGCCUUUUUUUUUUGUUUGAAAUUUUUAACUAAAUGAAUGCGAGUUGCUGUAUGUAAACAUUAUUUAAAACUGCCAAGUGCACCAAUAAAAUGUUUACAAUAUUCCUAA